Molecule: messenger RNA, 654 nt
Organism: Sesamum indicum (sesame)
Lineage: Eukaryota; Viridiplantae; Streptophyta; Magnoliopsida; Lamiales; Pedaliaceae
Source: RefSeq, a predicted model, not a curated record
AUGAGUUAUUCACUAAAGGACAUUGGUACAGCUCGUUACUUCCUCGGUCUCGAAAUUGCCCGCAGCUCCAGUGGUCUUUUUAUGGCUCAAAACAAGUACGUGAUGGAUAUCAUAUGGGAUACUAGCUUAUGUCAUGCUAAAUCUGCAGCCACACCACUUCCUCGUGGGUUGAAACUUAUGGUUUCAUCUGGUGAUGCCUUGGUUUCUUGGAAGACCAAGAAACAGUCUACGGUCUAUCGUUCCACGGCUGAGGCGGAGUAUUGCAGCUUGGCUGCGACUGUUUGCGAGCUGCGAUGGUUGUCCUACAUUCUGCAUGAUCUCUCUGUGUCGGUCAUUCUUCUUAUUGACCUCUUCUGCGACAACAAGGCUGCGGUCCACAUUCUUGCGAAUCCUGUCUUCCACGAGAGCACGAAGCACAUCGAGUUGGACUGUCAUUUGGUCCCUGAUGCCUACAAGGAAGGCUUCAUUUCACCUUCCUUUGUUCCUAGCUCCCUUCAGCUCUCUGAUGUUUUCACCAAGUCCCACUUGUGGGGUGCUGAUGACGUAUUACAACAACCAGCAACUCAAUUGCAGCAGUCACAGCAGUCGCACUCUGCAAAUAUUGAAGGCAGCAUUGAAGACGAUGAAGAUGUUGAACUAAUUGAUGCUGGAUGA